GUCGGUGGUGGUUUAUUCCAAAUUCUCUGCUGGAGAUUGGAAGAUCAGACGCACACACCUUUUUUACUUGGACCCUGCAAUCGGAUUGACCUGGCGAGUUUUUUUUUUUUUUUUACAGUGCAGGCAGAGGCAGCGCAACAGCGCCACCGUAGAUCAGUCAGUACCACGCGCGCCGCCGGCGACGACCAGCUUCUCCGCGGGGAUGGCGGCUCCGGCAGGGCCCACGAGGUUGGCCUACUUUGAUGACAUGUGGGCCCUCCGCGCCCCCGCCACCAUCCUCUCCCUCCAUCAGGUUCUCCCCCCUCCCCUCUACAGAGUUUCAGAACCCUGGACCCUGACUAGGCUAGGCUCCGGGUGCCCGCAGGAGGAGGGCGGCCGGCGAGCCGUGGUGCUGGACGCCACCGUCUUCCACCCGCAGGGCGGCGGCCAGCCGGCCGACACCGGGGCCAUCGUCUCCGCCGCCGGCGCCGGCGCCAGGUUCCUCGUCGAGGACGUGCGCGUCAAGGAUGGGGUGGUCUUCCACUAUGGCAGAUUCGAGGAUGCUGCUGGAGAGGAGCUCAGCCAAGGGCAGAGCGUCAGCUUGGAAAUAGACGCGGAACGGCGCAAACUCAACUCCAGGCUUCACUCUGCAGGACAUUUGCUGGACAAUUGCAUGACCAACCUUGGCCUUAAGCUGGAACCUGGGAAAGGAUAUCAUUUUGCUGAUGGGCCUUUUGUUGAGUAUAAAGGAGUUGUUCCAGCGGAUAAAUUGCAGGAUAAGAAACUUGAGUUAGAAAAGGAGGCAAAUGAACUGAUUUCUAAAGGAGCCAAGGUCUUAGUCUCUGUUUUCUCUGAUGAUGAGGCCGCUAAAUUAUGUGGAGGUGCUCUGCCUAGCUACAUUUCAGAGGGUAGCACUCCCCGCAUUGUGAAAUUUGGUGACUAUCCUGGCUGUCCUUGUGGAGGCACUCAUGUAGCCGAUAUCGCAGACAUCGGUAACCUAAAGGUCACAAAUAUACGAGUCAAGAAAGGUGUGACUAAAGUUUCCUACAGCAUCAGCCCAUAGUUUUUCUGGGCAACUCUCACACCUACAAUUUAGCAGAGGUCAAAGGAUAAUUAUCCAGAGAAUCAGAAGGCCGGCUGCAUUGGUCUCCUCAUAAAUUCUAUUUUGUGUGACGACACUAAAUAUAUGGAGGGCAAAAUAGAUAAUUACAUCUGAUAUUUCCUCUUAGUGCCACUGUAUAUGCCCAUGUGCAGAUCAGAUGAUCAGGGUAUCAUGCCCCCUGCUUAUUCGUUGAGUUAUAUGCCCCGACUCUAAUUACAUCUGAUAUUUCCUCUUAGUGCCACUGUAUAUGCCCAUGUGCAGAUCAGAUGAUCAGGGUAUCAUGCCCCCUGCUUAUUCGUUGAGUUAUAUGCCCCGACUCUUCAUUGUGUUGUCUGUCCUUUACCAUUAUCUAGUUGUAUGUGAUGUCUUGUUAUAAUAUACCCCCUCUGUAAAGUAAUGUAGGAUGUAAUGGAACAGAGGGAGUACUGUGUAAGACAUAUUUGAUUAUUAUGAUUAAAAUAGUGUUCCCAAAUAAAUAAAAGGAAAGUAUGAGAUGUUUAGUUUGAAA
Triticum aestivum (bread wheat) is the source of this 1589-nucleotide messenger RNA. RefSeq names its product alanine--tRNA ligase. The record is from RefSeq and is a predicted model, not a curated record. The transcript is spliced from 7 exons. Gene Ontology annotation, molecular function: nucleic acid binding; alanine-tRNA ligase activity; ATP binding. Bases 203 to 1042 code for a protein of 279 amino acids. Gene Ontology annotation, biological process: alanyl-tRNA aminoacylation. Lineage: Eukaryota; Viridiplantae; Streptophyta; Magnoliopsida; Poales; Poaceae.